Sphenostylis stenocarpa is the source of this 2262-nucleotide messenger RNA. The record is from the annotation of a GenBank genome assembly. NCBI's taxonomy places the organism in Eukaryota, Viridiplantae, Streptophyta, Magnoliopsida, Fabales, Fabaceae.
AUGGAGGACCGGAAUGAAUCACAAGACAAUAGAGAACUCUACGCACUACUCAACUUGUCUCCGGAAGCUUCCGAUGAAGAAAUUCGCAGAGCGUAUCGUCAAUGGGCGCAAGCUUAUCACCCCGAUAAGUACCAAGCUCCUCACAUGAAGGAUAUUGCUACGGAGAAUUUUCAACGCAUAUGCCAAGCGUAUGAGGUUCUUUCAGAUCCACAUAAGAGGCAAAUAUAUGAUAUCUAUGGUAUGGAAGGGUUGAUUUCUGGUUUGGAACUUGGUCCAAAGCUCCAUGGAGCUGAAGAGAUCAAGGCGGAGCUUGAGAGAUUGAAGAGGAUGAAGGAACAGGAAAAAAUUGCUGCUCAUUUUCUACCUUCUGGUACAAUUCUGGCCAAUAUAUCUUUGCCGAGCUAUUUGGACGGUGGUGGCCUCCUCCAAGGAAUGGCUAUGACAAGCGAAAUCCAGUCUCACUUAUCCAAGCGCAAUGCUUGUACAAUUGGUGGUAAUUUAGCAGUGAAUGGAGGUGAAGGUGGUGGAGCUGCAAAUGCUGUGUUUAGGCAUCAACUUUCAGAAGUUUCGUCACUUGAGUUUGUGGCUUCAGUUGGUUUGCGUGCACUAAUUGGGGUGCAAACAACUCGUAAUUUAUCAUCACACUCAGCUGCAACAAUGGGUGUAGCAAUGUCUUUGAGAGAUGGUUCAUUGAAUCUUUCAAAUUUAUGGACCCGCCAACUGUCAGAAACAGCAAGUGGACAUAUAGAGCUUAAUUUGGGAUCACAAUCAUCUAUAGCUGUUGGGUGGCAAAAGAAAGAUCAAAGAAGGACUGCCUCUGGAGAAUUGAAGUUUGGCACAGGUUUGUUUGAAGCAGCAGUUCAUUGUACUCAUCGUUUUUCUCCUAAAUCUCUUGGCUGCAUUGUGGGAAGAGUUGGAAGUUCUUCCCUUGAGAUUGAAGUUGGUGGUGGUAGGAAGUUAUCCAAAUUCAGCUCAGUACGGUGGUUGUAUAUAAUAGGAAUUCAGGCUGGCCCAAGAGCAAAGAAGGCUGUUCCAGGCACAAAUUCUAGUACUAGGUCUCCUAACUCUUGUGGAAAACGAAUGCAAGGUAUUUCCUGGAAAUUUGAACUCUACCGUGGGGGUCAGAAGAUAAUUUUUCCGAUUUUGCUGACAAGGCAUCUUAACCCUGUGUUUGCUACUGGAGCAUUUGUCAUUCCUACAUCUCUUUACUUUGUUCUAAAGGAUUCCUUAGUUCCUCCUCGUGCCAUGAUUUCAAUGGAAAAAGGAGGUUGUGGAGGAAGUCACACAAGUGGAAGAGGCCAUUUUAGGAGCCAAGCUGUAGCAUUUAAACUUCUUAUUAAACCUUAUUACCUUAGAAGGAAUAAGCAGAAGGCUCUGGAGGAAGAGAAGAAAAGUUCUACUCAGGUUAAGGAAGCAAUGGCUGCAGUAGAGAAAGCCCAGAAAUUACAACAAAAUGUGGCUAAUAGGAAAAGAAACAGGCAAUUAGAAACAGGUGGACUGGUUAUUAUGAGAGCACUAUAUGGAAAUCAGAUAAUUUUGGACAACUUAAAGUCAUCAAGUGAAACAAGUUUUGAAUCAACUUCUGAUGUCAUUGAUGUUACGAUACCUCUGAAUUUUCUUGUUAAUGAUUCUGGCCAACUCAAGCUUCACGAAGGUGUGAAAAAAUCAGGCAUUAUGGGUUUCUGUGAUCCAUGUCCAGGAAGACCAAAGGAGUUGUAUGUAGAGUACGUUUAUGCUGGCAAUCAAUACCAGGUUUGGGUUGAUGGAAUUGGAAGAGUUCCACUCGACGCAAUACAAUUGGUAACGUUAGGGCAAAUUAUGGCGGGAGCUACUCCGUCCUGCGUUUUCUGUGCGAUUGCCACCAAAUCCACCUCUGACAAUGCUCUUCUUCAUUCGGACGAUAAGGUUGUCGCAUUUCAGGAUAUUAAUCCUUCCGCUUUCAGGCAUUACUUGGUAGUUCCUGUGGCGCACAUUCCUACAGUUAAAGAUCUUCAGAGGAAAACUGAUGACUAUUCUUUGGUGAAUCACAUGUUAGAGGUGGGGAAAACGUUAUUACUUAGAGAUGCGCCUCAGUCCCAGCAGUACAGAUUUGGCUUUCAUCAGCCUCCACUGAACACUGUCAACCACCUACACCUCCAUUGUUUGGCGCUACCAUAUACACCCAGAUGGCGAUCCAUAAAAUACUUAUCUUUUGGACCAGUUGGCUUCAUUGAAGCAGAGAAGUUGCUGGAAAAGAUAAAGCCAUUGUCCACAUUUCAAUGA